Messenger RNA from Lemur catta (Ring-tailed lemur), 2793 nucleotides. RefSeq names its product carbonic anhydrase 12 (gene CA12). Gene Ontology annotation, cellular component: plasma membrane. Gene Ontology annotation, molecular function: carbonate dehydratase activity; zinc ion binding. Lineage: Eukaryota; Metazoa; Chordata; Mammalia; Primates; Lemuridae. The transcript is spliced from 11 exons. The coding region runs from base 110 to 1177 and encodes 355 amino acids. The record is from RefSeq and is a predicted model, not a curated record.
GCCUGGAGUCCGAAGAGCCGACUUGCUCCCCGGGCACCUGGGCUGAGCGCACGCGGUGCCAGUGAGCGGCGGAACAGCGACAGGCAGUGAGGAGCCCACGGACACCGAGAUGCCCCGGGGCAGCCUGCACGCGGCGACCGUGCUCCUGCUGCUGAUCUUAAAGGAGCAGCCUUCCAGCACAGCCCCGCUGAAUGGAUCCAAGUGGACCUAUUUUGGUCCCGAUGGGGAGAAGAGCUGGUCCAAGAAGUACCCGUCCUGCGGGGGCCUGCUGCAGUCCCCCAUAGACCUGCAUGGUGACAUCCUCCAGUACGAUGCCAGCCUCACACCCCUGGAGUUCCAAGGCUACAAUGUGUCUUCCAGCCAGCAGUUUCUCCUGACCAACAAUGGCCACUCAGUGAAGCUGAACCUGCCCCCGGACAUGCACAUCCAGGGCCUCCCGUCCCGCUACACUGCCACGCAGCUACACCUGCACUGGGGGGACCAGAAUGACCCCCACGGCUCCGAACACACUGUCAGUGGGAAGCACUUCGCCGCCGAGCUGCACAUCGUCCAUUACAAUUCGGACCUGUAUCCCAACGCCAGCGCUGCCAGCAACAAGUCAGAAGGCCUCGCUGUGCUCGCGGUUCUCAUUGAGAUGGGCUCCUUCAAUCCAUCCUAUGACAAGAUCUUCAGUCACCUUCAACAUGUAAAGUACAAAGGCCAAGAAGUGCUCAUCCCAGGCUUCAACGUUGAAGAACUGCUUCCCGAGAGGCCUGCCGAGUACUACCGCUACAGGGGGUCCCUGACCACACCUCCUUGCAACCCCACUGUGAUCUGGACGGUUUUCCGAAACCCUGUGCACAUUUCCCAGGAGCAGCUGCUGGCUCUGGAGACAGCUCUGUACUGCACACGCAUGGACGACCCUGCCCCCAGAGAAAUGGUCAAGAACUUCCGGCAGGUGCAGAAGUUCGAUGAGAGGUUGGUGUACAUCUCCUUCCAACAAGUGGAAAUCCUUACCGACACAGGACUGAGUCUGGGCAUCGUCCUCUCGGUGGCCCUGGCUGGCGUUCUUGGCAUCUGUAUUAUCCUGGCAGUGUCCAUUUGGCUUUUCAGAAGGAAGAAGAGUAUCAAAAAAGGUGACAACAAAGGAGUCAUUUACAAACCAGCCAUCAGAAAGGAGACUGAGGACCACGCCUGAGGUCCCUGGAACUCCCAGGCACGUCCAGGGAAGGACCUUGCUUUGGACACUACAUACUUUGGCUCUCUGGACACUUGCAACACCUCAAGGUGUUCUCUGGAGCUCAACCUGCAAACACCCCAGUCCCUCAGGGAUCCUCUGGCUGGGUGUCCCCUCACCCUGGGACCUCGGCCACCCCUGGUGCAAUCCACGGAUAAGACGAGCUCUCAGACCAAGUGCUGGAUUUAUGCGAGAUUGUUCAGUGGUCUGGAUUCUGGGGUCACAAACCAAGCCACCUGCUGUUGUUGGUUGGAAAACACUUUCAUCUAGGACUUCACUCAAGCGUGUUUUUGAGUAUCCUGGAAAUUCAGCUUAUUCUCCAAGCUUUCAGAACAGAACGUGAACUCUCUGCUUAGGUUUUGCUUUUGAAACUCAAUUUCUUUCCUCAGGGGAGGGGUUGUCACCCCCUGAUUUCCUUCUGCUCUGACAAAACCUUUAGUCAGACCUCACAACUCAGGGGAAAGAAUUGAGACAGGAGGGGUCAGGUUGUAGGGAGAGAAAGAAAACAAGAGAUACACUUUGUAAUAUGUUAGGGGCACUUCCACAGUCCGGCCCCCCGGGGGCAGGGACGCUGAACAGGCCUUAGGGAAAGGCAGUUUCAAGUUCCUUUUCUUGGUGGGGGUGAGAAGGAGGGAGUGGGAGGGGAAGAGAAAGAAUGAGAAGACGUAUGUGAUCGGGGAAAGUCUCAAUUUGGGAUCAGAAUUGGAAUCACGUAGUAUUUAUCUAGUCAUACUGUGAGGAGGACAGAGUGACAGAGUAUUAAGCCCAAACCCAGCGUCCUGUCUGUGGGGCUCUACAGAUUUUAUAAAUAAUUAGAUUGUUCCUAUAAAAUGUGGUCUUGUUCUCUCUCUGCCCCUCUCCUACAGUAGACGUGAGUUCUGAGAUGGCCCAAUCUGCUUUUGAGUCUGGAAGAAACAGGCAGAAGCAAAAUGACUGCAGAGUUUCAUCUCUUUUGGCCAAAUUUCAUUUCUGCCACUUCUGCAAGUGUCCCUUUUGCCGACCUGGAGUCAAGAUGUAUCUACUCCUCUCCCUUUAAGCAUGUCAAAUCAUGGAUUAGUUAAAAUAUAUUUUCAAGCUAUAAAACAGGAGGUCAUCUGUGCAGGGGCUGGCAUCAUCGUGGCAUCCAGGGACAAAUAAUAACACGACGUCACUAACACGCUCCAUGUUCUCCCCGGCAGGUCACACAGAUAGUGUCUGAGAAGGCUUCACGUCUUCAUUUUUCUCCUGCCGAUGUGAAAGCCCCACGGGGAUCAGUUAGUUCCAUGAGCGAGGAGCUCCACCACCAACCUCUAAUUGCUAGCACCUUGCAGGUCACGGGGAACCUUCUGGCUCACGAUCUCAUUGUGACAGCAUGGAAUGUCCUCCUGAAGCCUAUGUUUCUUUUUAUAUUUUUUCCUUCUACUCUUCCCUCCCACUGUAAGAAUUUUCUCUUCCCCACCAUCACAAAUUUUCAUAAUGGUGGCAAGCCCUAUGUCUUGGUGGACAGUUUUGCCAGGCAAGGUUACAAGUGACCUAAUGGGGGCUUGUGUGUGUGUGUGUGUGUGUGUGUGUGUGUGUGUGUGUGUGUGUGCGCGCGC